Chanos chanos (milkfish) is the source of this 1044-nucleotide messenger RNA. RefSeq names its product BRMS1 transcriptional repressor and anoikis regulator (gene brms1). The record is from RefSeq and is a predicted model, not a curated record. The coding region runs from base 1 to 1044 and encodes 347 amino acids. Lineage: Eukaryota; Metazoa; Chordata; Actinopteri; Gonorynchiformes; Chanidae. The transcript is spliced from 10 exons.
AUGCCGGCCCAGCCUAACCCCAGAGAACCGGAGGAAGAGAUGGAAACGGAGGGUGACUCAGAGGCUCCUCAGGCCAACGGAGAGAUGGAAGAAGAGAGAGAGAGAGACGGAGGAGAGGCGGAGGAGACGAUGGAGGAGAGCGGGGAAGAACGAGAAAGUGAGAGGGGCAGUGACUCAGAGGAGAGUGAAGCCGAGGAAGAAGAAGAGGAGGAAGAGAGCUCAGAGAUGGACGAUGAGGACUGCGAGAGGAGGAGGAUGGAGUGUCUGGACGAAAUGUCCGACCUGGAGAAACAGUUCCUGGAACUCAAAGACAAACUGUUCCGUGAACGUCUGAACCAGGUGAAUAUGAAGUUAGAUGAGGUGGUAUCGGGGAAGGCGGGAGAAUACAAGGAACCCCUAGCCACUCUGCAGCAUAACAUGCAGCUACGCACCCAAGUGGCCGGUGUGUACAGGGAACUGUGUCUGCAGGUGAUUCGACACAGACAUGAGUGUGAGAUACAAGGAGCACGACAACAUCUGGAGAGUGAAAAGACACUGCUGUUUGAUGCAAUGAAGUCUGAGCUACUGGACAAGAUCCGCAGACUAGAGGAGGAUAAACAGAGUACAGACCUCACAUCAGAAUGGUGGAGUGAUGAAGUGAAGGGAAAGAAAUGUAAAAGGAGGAGUCAUCCGUCACGUCUGGAGAGAAAGAAGAAGCCGGUUUUAGUGUCAGGGCCCUACAUAGUCUACAUGCUGAGAGACAUUGACAUCCUAGAGGACUGGACAGCUAUUAAAAAGGCUAAAGCUGCCCUGUCGCCCUUGAAGAAGAAAUCUGACAACAGACAGUUCUCAGUGCGUUGUGAGGGUGGAACUCUAUUCUAUGAAGGAGAGAAAUUCUCUAAAGGAAACAGUGUCCUACUGGAAGUCAAUGAUGAAAGUCCAACACAAGCGGUGAUAACAGCGGUCAGCAGUGGAGAGGUCUGCCUCAAGCGGACAGACGGCAGCAAAACUAAAAUCUACAUUUCCCAGCUUCAGAAGGGCAAAUACGCUCUCCGCAGGGCCUAG